Molecule: messenger RNA, 1389 nt
Organism: Psilocybe cubensis
Lineage: Eukaryota; Fungi; Basidiomycota; Agaricomycetes; Agaricales; Agrocybaceae
Exons: 3
Coding region: 1-1389 (462 amino acids)
Biological process (GO): meiotic sister chromatid cohesion, centromeric; mitotic spindle assembly checkpoint signaling
Molecular function (GO): protein kinase activity
Source: RefSeq, a predicted model, not a curated record
AUGUCAGCUACUGGAGAAGACUAUUCGGAAGCGAACAUCGUCGACUGUGAUGUGCUUGAAGCGGCGAAAGAAAAUGUCCAGCGCCUUGCCACCGGGCGGCGCGUAACAGCACUAUCCGCGAUCCUAUCUACACCUCAUGCUCAACGAGAAGCCAAACUCUCUGCCACCAGAAACCGACUUCGCAUCAAUGUGGAACUUGCAUUGGACGAUGAAGAGGAAGGCGAUCCUCUGGAAGCAUAUUGUCGCUUGGUGUACUGGACUGUCGAGAACUACCCUCAAGGUCAAUCUGCAGAGUCGGGUCUGGUUGAGCUCCUUGAGGAGGCUACUAGAACCUUAAAGGACGAUAGAGGGGGAAAGUGGAGAGGAGAUCUCAAAUAUCUCAAAUUGUGGCUUUUAUAUGCGAGCUAUGUGGACAGACCGACGCUCAUCUACAAAUUUCUGAUCGCGAAUGAUAUCGGAACGGAGUUUGCCUUGUUAUAUGAAGAGCACGCAGCUGUGCUUGAAAGGGACGGCCGACGCAAAGAGGCAGAUGAAGCUUAUGCACUCGGGAUUGCGAGGAGGGCGACGCCCCUGGAACAUCUUCAAAGCAGAUAUCAGGACUUCCAGAAACGCAUGAUGACCAACCAGUAUCUGCCAGCUGCUCAACCAGUCGCCUCGACGUCCCAAAAGCCGAGAAAAGCUCUGGCAACAACCGCAUCAUCUGUCCCCGCGUCGUCUUCACGGCAGCCUCUGCCCCGGACGACCCCAGCAGCCACACCUGGCAUACCACCUUCCUCAUCAAACAGCCGUAUCCAGAUAUUCGUUGACCCCACAGGAUCGGAGGCACAAGCAGCAGAGCACGCUACCAACGAAUGGAAUGAUCUAGGCACACGCAAGUCGAGAAUCAGCGAGAACGUCCCUGAGGUCAAGAAAUUGGCCGGGUCAACGCUCAAGCAGGCAGGCCGUUCAAAGAGGAUAGCAGCCAGUUCAGGCGCUGGGGGUGCUGCUUCAGGCUCAGGAUCGAAAAUCGUGCCUUUCCGGGACCCGGAGCCAGGAGAUAUGCCACCUCCCCCUGUGCCAAAGAAGAAGGAUCAACCAGGGCCGGCGAAAGCACCUGCUGCGAGGGGCUUCGUGCCUUUUGUUGACGAGGAAGAUGGCUCCGCGGCGGUGGCUCAGGCUCCUGCGCCAGCUGCUGCUCCUGCGCCUAGCCCCAGCUUCACGCCGUUCCGUGAUGAGUCCGCAGCUGCGGGUCCUGCAGCUAUUGUGCCUAUCGCUGAUUCAAUCAUGAAAAUAAAGAAGAAUGACCUCAAGGCACCUGCUCCGACUACAGAGGCAGAGGCUCUCCGCAAGGAUCCCCUGAAAAAUUAUGAUCUAGAAAGCCUUGGAAAGCUGAACUUGGACAGCGACUGA